This is a messenger RNA of Alternaria burnsii, 972 nucleotides long. Its product is annotated as 3-hydroxyisobutyrate mitochondrial precursor. Gene Ontology annotation, molecular function: 3-hydroxyisobutyrate dehydrogenase activity; NAD binding; NADP binding. Gene Ontology annotation, biological process: L-valine catabolic process. Bases 1 to 972 code for a protein of 323 amino acids. Gene Ontology annotation, cellular component: mitochondrion. The transcript has 2 exons. The record is from RefSeq and is a predicted model, not a curated record. Lineage: Eukaryota; Fungi; Ascomycota; Dothideomycetes; Pleosporales; Pleosporaceae.
AUGUCGAAUUCGUACGACUUCAAAAGACUGGGCUUCAUCGGCCUUGGUGCCAUGGGAAAACCGAUGCUCUCACAUCUCGCCAACAAACUGCCUCAGGAUUCACGCAUUUGGGUCUACGAUGUAGUCGAACAGAUGGUAGACGAUGCAUGUGCAGAGUUUCCGGAUCGAGUGUUGAAAGCAAAAAGCGCCAAAGACGUUGCGGAGCAAGUUGACACAAUCUUGAGCAUGGUUCCCGAAGGUUCACAUGUACGAUCUGUGUAUCUCCAUCCCGAGAAUGGUGUCUGUAGUACCGAUAUCUCGGGCAAGCUGCUCGUCGACUGCUCCACAAUAGACACAGCAACAAGCCUCGCCGUGAAGGAUCACAUUGCGAAGACGUUUCCCUCGGCCUCGUUCUAUGACUCCCCAGUCAGUGGCGGCGUAGUAGGAGCCAUCAAAGGCACAAUCGCAUUCUUUCUAGGCUGUGCAGAGUCGGACCCAAAUAUCGAGCGUCUUACAUAUCUGAUGGGUCUGAUGGGCGGGCAAGUAAUACCCUGUGGGGGACCGUCACUAGGGCUUGCGGCAAAGUUGUCGAACAACUACCUCUCGGGCAUAAUCGCCAUAGCCUGCUCAGAAGCGUUCGAUAUGGGUAUGCGUAGUGGACUGGACCCUCGAACGUUGGCCAAAGUAUACGCUGCGGGUACUGCUCAGAACAGUAUUUGCGACAAGUUCUGUCCUGUCCCACAUGUAUACCCUGAGGCUCCAUCGUCGGGAGGCUGGAAGCAAGGUUUUAAAGUGCAGCUAAUGCGCAAAGACUUUGGUUUGGCGGUGGAUAUGGCGAAGCAGGUAGGGUCACGAAACGUUUUAGGGGACGUUGGUUUACAGACAUACGAUGGUGCUGCCAAUGAUCCGCGUUGUAGGGACUUGGAUUCGCGUGUAGUGUAUCGCUACCUUGGUGGGCAGGAAGAUUGGCAAACCGAGACGAAUGGCGCAUAA